This is a messenger RNA of Poeciliopsis prolifica (blackstripe livebearer), 1529 nucleotides long. RefSeq names its product zona pellucida-like domain-containing protein 1. Gene Ontology annotation, cellular component: cell surface. The record is from RefSeq and is a predicted model, not a curated record. NCBI's taxonomy places the organism in Eukaryota, Metazoa, Chordata, Actinopteri, Cyprinodontiformes, Poeciliidae.
AUGGAGGGAUCCAUCCACGGAGGAGAGCAGACCAAGAUGAGGACAUACAGAUCCACGCUGAUGCUGGUCAUCCUCGUGUGGCAGCUCGGCCUGUUUCUGCAGGCCGAUGCCCAGGUCCCAGACGCAUGCCUUACCAGCCCCACAUAUAGAGAACCAGAAAAUACUGACAUAAACGUAACAUGUGGCACCCAAUACAUGGACCUCUGCAUCUACAUUUGUCCUAUGUAUAACGCUCGGUACAACGAGUCCCUGAUGGUGCUCAACAAUCAGUUCAACAACCCGAAGUGCUACGGAAAAGCCGACUGGAAUGUCACUCCGCCAGUUUUAAAAUUUAGAUUCCUCAUAAAUGAAACUUCCCUGUCAGACUGCAACAACAACUUCAAGAUAACCAAUCAGGUUGGAACCGGAGAAUUUGCAGACUACUCCAAAGUGGAGUUUGUCAACAUCUCAGGCAUGGUCAUGUCUGUCGACCCGUCCGCUGGCAUGAUCACCUACCGACCGCAGAUCUCCUACAUCUUCUCCUGCAAGUACCCAAUGCAGUACCUGCUCAACAACACUCAGCUCAGCGUAUCGGGUGUCAACGUUGCCAUACGAGACAACAAUGGCAGCUUCAUCAGUACCCUGAGUAUGAAGCUCUACCAAGACGCAGGAUACAAGAACCCGCUUACAAUUCCCCCAACAGGACUCAACCUGAAAACCAAGAUCUACGUUUCAGUAAAAGCAACCAACCUGACAGAAAAGUUCAACUUGCUGCUGGACCGAUGCUACACUACCACAAGUCCUUUUCCCAUGCAGACCCAAUAUUACGACCUCUUUGUCGGGUGUUAUAAAGACCCGCAGACCAAAGUGGAGGAAAACGGCGUUUCGCAGAAAGCUCAGUUCUCCUUUGAGGCCUUCAGAUUUAUAGAGCACAAGAAUCUGACAGUUUCCACUUUCUACCUGCACUGCGUCACCAGACUGUGUGAGACAAGCACCUGCAGAUCCUUACUGCCUGUCUGUAGUGGUGGAAACCGCAGACGGAGAGCCGCUACGGAUGUGCCGGCCAACGCUACGAUCACCUCUCAGCAGAUACUCGUCGGCCAACAGACCGCUGCUUCAUCGGCUGAAAGUGUUGCAUCGGCUUUCUCGUCGUUGCUGUUCUCGUUGCUGCUUGCCGUUUGUUCCACGAAAUACGAGUAAAACGCCCUGGAGGAGGGGCGGGGCGGCGAGGGGCAACGUCAACCUACGAAGAAUGAAGCCAAUCAUAAAUCACAGCACAUCAACUGCAAAACAGGGCGGGACGGGAUUUUACACUAGAUCAGGUAGUCAUGAGAUUCAAACGCAGAUUUACAGCUAAUACAGUUUUACUAUUUGUUAAGAGGAAAAUAAGGGCUCAGCUGGUGUAUAAUAACAGUGCAUUAUAAUUAUAUGUCGGUCAUAAUCAUUAUAUUGGAAUCAUUUCCAUGCAUUUAAUGAGAGUUGACAGCUUUUAUAAUCAGGAAUAUUGUAAUUGUCUUGUUUUUGUUGGGAAUAAAAAGAAAAGCGAUUUA